Molecule: messenger RNA, 5606 nt
Organism: Xiphophorus maculatus (southern platyfish)
Lineage: Eukaryota; Metazoa; Chordata; Actinopteri; Cyprinodontiformes; Poeciliidae
Product: sodium/potassium/calcium exchanger 3-like
Exons: 17
Coding region: 775-2748 (657 amino acids)
Biological process (GO): calcium ion transmembrane transport; intracellular calcium ion homeostasis
Cellular component (GO): membrane
Molecular function (GO): calcium channel activity; calcium, potassium:sodium antiporter activity
Source: RefSeq, a predicted model, not a curated record
CAUUAAUUUUAGCAUAACUUCUUUUGUUUUGUGGUUUUUGCAUUUUGUCAUCCCUUCUGGGUCAUCUUAGAAAAAUGGCUUUUGUUGUUAAUUGCUGCUAAGUAAAUGAACAGGAUAAUGACCUUUGUUAAUGCUUGUAACAUUGUAAAUCAAAUUAUUUACAUGCCCAUCAUUGGUCUGCAUGUGUAUCGAAUUACAUGUGUUAGAACAUUCCUUCAGUGCUUCUAACUGGUUUUAAUGUGAGUGAGUUCAUUUCUGGGUUGGGCCCCAGUGAAUCCUAGGAACGCCUCUGGAAAGAAAACCUAAAACACAUGUAAAGGUGCUGAAGGUUGAGAGAGACAGACAGCGGCCGGCCUGUGAGAUUUAUUGUUUCUUUGUUUCUUUAUUUAUUCGCAGCAGUGCUCAGCCUCCAGAUUAUUGCGUGCCUGUGAGAGUGCGCGCUCCCCGCACCUCGCUCUCCCUCUCUGUUUCUCAGCAGCAGACACGCAUCCAUGGAGCGCUCCCGCAGCCGCCCGCAGCCUCCCCGCCUCGGAAACCAGAUUCUAACAUGACAUUAGGAGACAACCCGGCUCUCUGAAACAGGAGCUCAGUUCGGUUCGGCCCGCUUUGCCUCACAGAACCUCCCCGGUAUCACUGCCCAACUUUUUACCCCCCUCUCCUUCACUUCGGGGGGCAGAAAGCUGCUUCCCUGGGAUUACCGGAGCUCCUGCUUCAUCCCUGCUCUGGUUCUGUGGCGGCUUCAGGCGGCAGGAGGAAGGGGUGGGGGAGAUUCGUAUGGAUGAGGCAGCCGAACAGGAGAUGUCUCCGCCGGGUAUCCGGCGCCGGGAUGGAGCGACGCCGAACCGGAGGAGGAUGAAGGCGAGACGGAAAAGGCGAAAGGAGCUGGUUUUGAUCCAGAUCUGCUUGUUCGGAGGAUUCCUGCUGGCAGCGAAGGGCUUGUCAUACUUUAGGGAAGAUCCAGAUUUUCCCGCCUCGGCUGAGGGCCAGGAGAGGCGCGUUGGACGGAAGCUGCUGCAGGAGACGUCCAACAGCAGCCUGGAGGAAGAGGAGAUUGAUGAAGAGCCGAAGAACUGCACCGCUCCAGCUCUACACGAGUUUCCAACCGACUUCUUCACAAACAAGGAGAGAACUGAAGGAGCUGUGGCUCUGCAUGUGCUCUGUACCGUCUACAUGUUCUGCGCUCUGGCGCUGGUCUGCGAUGACUACUUCGUCCCUUCCAUGGAGAAGAUCUGUGAGCGCCUCCAUCUGAGCGAAGACGUGGCGGGAGCGACCUUCAUGGCGGCUGGCAGCUCGGCUCCAGAGCUCUUCACCUCUAUAAUCGGCGUGUUCAUCACCAAAGGAGACGUCGGGGUCGGCACCAUCGUGGGCUCCGCCGUCUUCAACAUCCUCUGCAUCAUCGGCGUGUGUGGCUUCUUCGCUGGCCAGGCUGUGAAGCUGUCUCACUGGGCUCUGCUCAGAGAUUCCAUCUAUUACACAUUUUCCAUCAUAGCGCUAAUUGUGUUCAUCUAUGAUGAGAAGGUGUGCUGGUGGGAAUCUCUUGUUCUGAUCCUCAUGUAUGCCGUCUACAUCCUCAUCAUGAAGUUCAACGGAAAGGCUCAUCGUUACUUCAGCCGGAGGAAGAAAGGUUCUGGGAACCUGGCGAACGGGCUGACAGGAAGUACGGAUCUGGAGGACAACGUCUCGUACGACGCAACGGCAGUUCUGCUGAAGAAAGCUAACUUUCACUGUCCGCCGUCGGUGCUGAUGGUGGACGAGCUGCUCUCCGCGUACCCCCACCAGCUGACCUUCUCUGAGGCCGGCAUGAGGAUCAUGAUCACCAGUCAUUUCUCCCCCAGGACUCGCCUCACCAUGGCGUCCCGCAUGCUCAUCAACGAGAGACAGAGGCUGAUCAACACCACGGAGACUCGGGUUAACUGCAUCACCAACGGCGACUCGGACUCUGCCACCCGAGGUCUGGGGAGGCGGGGCCUAGAGAACGGGAUGGGUGGAGCUGAGCAGGGCUUCAACGGGAAGCUGCAGCGGCUGGAGUCAGGCAACGAGACGGAAAACGAGGACAACGAAAACAACGAGAACGACGAGGAAGGAGAGGGAGAAGAGGAGAACGAAGGGCCGCUGGUGCCAUUUAAAGUCCCAGCGGGCGUCUGUAACAAACUCAAGUGGCUGCUGAUGUGGCCGCUGUCGCUGCUGCUCUUCUUCACCAUCCCAAACUGUGCCAAGCGGCGCUGGGAGCGAUGGUUCAUGGUCUCCUUCUUCACCGCCACCAUCUGGAUCGCUGGCCUCUCCUACAUCAUGGUCUGGAUGGUGACUGUGAUCGGCUUCACUCUCGGCAUUCCCGAUGUCAUCAUGGGAAUCACCUUCCUGGCGGCCGGCACCAGCGUCCCAGACUGCAUGGCCAGCGUGAUCGUGGCCCGCCAAGGUUUGGGAGACAUGGCCAUCUCCAACUCCAUCGGCAGCAACGUGUUCGACAUCCUGGUGGGUCUGGGGCUUCCCUGGGCGCUGCAGACGCUCUGCAUCGACUACGGCUCCAACGUCCUUCUGAACAGCAGAGGACUCAUUUUCUCUGUAGGAAUUUUACUCGCCUCAGUGUUCUUUACAGUCCUCGGCGUCCAUCUGAACAAAUGGACUCUGGACUGGCGGCUGGGCCUGGCCUGCCUCGUCAUGUACGCCAUCUUCCUCUGCUUCUCCGUCCUCAUCGAGUUCAACGUCUUCAUCUUCGUCAACCUCCCCAUGUGCAGAGACAUCCACUGACCCCCGCCGCCCCUCUGCCUCUUCCUCCUCAUCCUCCUCCUUGUCAUCGUGCGCUGGCUUGCGGAGGGAGAGAAACUCAACCUGGCUUCCGGUUUGUCGGCGCCUCGGAAUCGAGUCCGACCUUUUCUUUGUUUAGGAAACCACAGCUUCGUUUGAAACGUCUUGAGGAAGACGCGGAAGGUUUGGGUUCGCUUCUGGAACCGGAUCGGAUGGCCAAAGAUGGCGCCCCGGCGGCGGAGGUUGUUGCCAGUCGCGAACCAACCAGUUUCGGCUGAACUGAACAGCUUCAUGGCGACAGUUAGGCGAGCAGCUCCUGUUAUGUAAGAGAGGAAUCAGCGAUUUUUAGCAUUUUUACAAGUUUGGGUUUAAGCACAAAAUUAAGGUAUUUUUAAGUGGAAUAGAGAUUUCUCUGUAUAUAUUUGAGGAUUAUAUAGGAACUUAUUUUAGCUGUUGAAAUUGAGUCUUUUCUGCACAACUGAAGGACCCGAGGAAGCAGUUAAGUGAUAUUUGGUGUUGCUUCAACUUGUCCUCCGUUGCAUGCUGUUCGCCACAGCGGUCGCUUCGCUCUCACAGAGAAUCUACACGUUUAACACUUUUAAUAUUUAGGCCGUUUUCUUCCAUAUCCAAGUAGAUGUGGUUUUACCAAACCGACGAAUGAAAGGGACCUACUCCAGCACUGUCACUUUAACCUAGAGAAAUCUAUUUCUGUAAGAGCGGUCUGCGGUUUUCUGGAAGUGUGUAUCUGCUGCCUGUAGACCUCCUGUUAAUCUUUUAGUUGUUGUUUAAAACCAAAAAAGUAUUUUUAGGGUAAAGGUCAUAGAUUGACCGUGUGUGUGUGUUUGUGUGUGUGUGUGUGGAUACCACUGCUUCUGGGAAGACAUCAUCAUGAUUUAUUUAUGAAUUAACUUAUUCAAAGAUCAUGUCUGAACAGUAGUCAGUGCUCUCCGAGGCGCACGGUGAACUCUGCGAUGCGCCACACCUAACAUUUAAUCUAACUACUGAUGUUGUUUUUACAGAUCUUUAUAAUUUAUAAGUUUUGUACAGUUUAGUUCAAACACAUGAGACAUCGUGGAGCAUCCUCCUCCUCCUCGCGUUAAAAUAGUGAUGAACUGUGGCUGUAAAAGAUUGGUUUAAGGAGAACAGGAAGUGACGGCAUGCCAGCGUUUGAGCUUUUACAGCGUGUUAUUCCUCUGCCGUCUCUUAUAUUUCAGACUUUAAUGCUAGAGGCAGGAGUUAAGAUGCAUUAAUGUUAUAUCAGCUUUAGGGUUUUAGGGUUUUUCUUAUUUAUUUGAACUUUGUUUUGCUUCUCUUCUCUUUUUCUCAGGGUGGAAUAAUGAGAGAACAUUCAACUGCAAUUAUUUUUGAAAAGCAAAACCUGCAGUAAUUUGAAUAUAUUGUAGAUUUUCACCAUUAAUAUUUAAUCAAAUAUCUGCAUAACUUUGGCUGAAAAUAUGUGAUUUUCUGUAUCUCGUAAUGCAAUAAAGCAUCAAGAAAGCCCUGCAGAGGAUAGUGAGGGGAGCUGAGAAGAUCAUUACCUGCAUUUCUAUUGACCAUAUAAUUGCACAUUUUGAAAAUAAACUAAUUUGCUUAAUGGAAACACACCAAUUUAAAAGAAGCUCUUGUUUUUUGUUUAAAAUAAUGUUUGGACAUUAGGACGAGCUGCUUUUUCGCCGUAUCAAAAUUGGUUUAUUUCGCUAAACUGCAGUGGAAACACCUUUUCACAUCACGAGUCACAUGGUCAACAACCGGAUGUUUCCAUUGACGCAAACCAUGAACACGACAGGAAGUAGUUGGAGGAUCAUGGCGUUUGGGUCAUAUUCAUGUUGUUUAAUGACUUAUUGCAAUUAUUCACAUGUGAUUUUAUUUGCUUUUCUUAUUCAAUGAAAACACAGCAAUUGGAAAAUUGUGUCCUUUUUGUCGUUAGCAGAAUAUUGACAAAGUAUUUGAGGCAAACAGGAACCUAAAAAAAUAAUUUAAAAACUACAGUAGUUAUUUGAAUCUGAGAAAAAAGGCUGAGUAACAAUUUUCCCAACUAAAUCUACAGUUUUCUCUAAUGUCAUUUCACUCUCACUGUUUUGGAUAUUAUUGUGUUAAGCUUUUAUGCUGCCAAAGAAAGAACCAGAUGCUGCCAUUCAGCAGUUAUUCAACCUGGUUAUUUUCAAAUUAAAAUACCUGCAGAGCUAGGUGAAUGUAUGCAUAUAUUUGAGUCAGAGUGCAUUUGUGCAUUUUUCUAUGUUGUCUUCAAAAAUCACUGCAGUUUUUUGACGUAUAAUUAUUCCACCCUAGAGAAACUCUGAUAAAUCGCCAAAUGCCUAGAAUGAUUACAUGAUGAAUACUGUUUAGAAAAAAAUUAAAGAUCCUUUUUACAGUAUUACUUCUGUUUCCGCAUGUGUUUAAACUAAAUAUGGAAGUAUUUGUUGCUAUUUAUUUUUAUGAGAUUCAUACCUGAAGCAUCUGAUGGAUGUGCAGCUGCUCCCCCAGUUCCCACCAGAGGGCGCCGCUGAGCAUCUUUACACAUCCACUAAAGCAGCUGGAUUGGUUUUAUUUUCCAACACAGAGACAGAUGCUUUUUUGCAUGCCUCUAUAACUAUUAAAGUUACUUUGUGUGAUUUUAACGCGUUUCUAACACCAGGUAGGCGCUGACUGCUUGGGUUAUGCUGUACAUAUCAGGGGGAAGUUGCUACUUUAAAAUCUGGAAACAGAUUUCUUUAGAACAUAGAUCUGCAGCAGUUAGAUCUGUUUAUUAUUGUUGUCAAAAGUCUUUUGGAUAGUUUGUAAAAGAUCCAUUUUUGUUGACCUCUGGGAAGAACCAGAAGGAGAAGAAAAUGUUCUCGCAAUAAACUGACUUGCAUAAGCUA